This is a messenger RNA of Linum trigynum, 4218 nucleotides long. The record is from the annotation of a GenBank genome assembly. NCBI's taxonomy places the organism in Eukaryota, Viridiplantae, Streptophyta, Magnoliopsida, Malpighiales, Linaceae.
CUCAGUAAUGGAAAUCCAUGGAUGUUCAUUGUAUAUUAUGUUCCUGAUGUUUAUUGUAUAUUAUGUUCCUGAUGUCUUCUUUCAUAUGCUUGUAGGGCUGUAAUGAAUCUGUGAUUACGAUAUCAAGCAAUAGGGAAACAAAAGAUACUAUUAUCGGAAAGAUGAAAUCAAAAGGCUCACAGGGAAAACGAGCUCAAGCACCGAUACCCAGCAACAAUGUGCUUAGUGUUAGUGAGGUGAUUUUCUUUACUAUGGUUGACUUCUUAGUGUACUCGUCAAUUUAUCUGUUGUCUUUUGCAUCUUCUUUCUUUGAUCUAUAUGUGUGUGUAUAUUCCUCCCCCCUGCAUUUGCUUUUAAUUAGAUUUUACCAAGCCGACUUCUUUCUUCGCUCUCGCAGGAAGAAACUUUCUUCCUCGAAGUACAUUAGAGUCGAAUCUUUGUGUUGGUUUUGCAAAUUCUUUGUGCUGUUUCCUUCCUUGCGCUUGUAAGGAGCCUGCCUGCACUACUGCUUUUACGCUGAUUGGUGACCCCUUCUUCAUAUCCGUACGUAGAUUCUAUUUUGGGCAAAUUGUUAUAUGGUGAUAUUAUAUGUGAUAAACAAGAUUCUAUUUUGGGCAAAUCGAAUACUGGUUUAGUUAAUUGGAUUUUUUCUUCUUUUCUUUUUAUAUGGUGAAUACUGGUUGGUUUUAGUAUAGUGUCUGCAAACUUUGCAACUUGCAAGUGAGACAGCAAGUGUGUGUUUCUUAGUAGUAUAUAAUCUGCAGUAACUUCAUUCAUUCAUUCUUUCUUGUUCUCAUUUGCUCUGUUGUUGUUUUAGGCCGAGUGUGAUGAUGUUGGAAUGGAUUCCUUAAGUGGGGAAGAGAUGGAAGUCGAAAUGGAUGCAAGUACGAGCAAGGUGGCUGCUAGUGAUCAUACUGGUUCAGCUUCAACUCACAUUAAUUCACCAAUGCCAAAAGGGAGGAGGCUUACAUCAAAAGUUUGGGUCCAAUUCAGGAGGUAUAAGAAAGACGGUUUAUUCAAGUAAUCAUGCAUCAAAUGCGGGAAGACUUAUGCAUCUAAAUCACGUAACAAUGGAACUAGUGCACUUCGCAAUCAUAUGAGUAAACCGUGCGGUGAUGGAAAAGGUACGGCUCAACAACUAUUGAAUACUCUUAGAGCUGAACUAGGUGAGGGGGAUGAAUCUGUGUUAGGCAGUUGGAAGUUUGAUCAAGCAGCUAUAAGGAAAGGAUUGACUUAUAUGAUCGUUGUGGAUGAAUUGCCUUUCAGAUUUGUUGAAUACUUGGGUUUCAAAUACUUUAUGUCACUUGCUUGUCCUAGAUUCCAUAUACCCUCUAGAAGAACAGUGACUAGGGAUUGUUGGGAUUUUUAUCUUGAGUUGAAACAAAAGUUGAAGGAUGUCUUUAGCAACUGUGAAGGUAGAGUUUGUUUGACUACAGAUUCAUGGACUUCAAACAAACAAUUGAACUUCAUGUGUGUGACAGCUCAUUUUAUUGAUAGAAAUUGGAUAUUAAGGAAAAGGAUAAUUGGUUUUCGCCAAAUCUUUAGUCAUAAGGGGGUGGAUAUUGCAAGUGCAGUUAUGUCUUGUUUGGAUGAAUGGGGGAUAGAUAAGAUUUUCACAAUCACUGUUGACAACGCUAGUUCGAACGAUACUGCAAUAGAAGAAUUGAAAAGCAUAUUUGAUGAUAGAAAGAUUGGCAUGUGUGAUGGCAAAUUUCUUCACGUUAGGUGUGUGGCUCAUAUAAUGAAUCUUGUUGUGAUGGAUGGAUUAUCUGAGAUAUCUGUGGCUGUAAAAAGAAUUAGAGAGGCGGUGAGAUUUGUUAGGCAGUCACCUGCAAGAAUUCAGAAGUUUAAUAAUUUUGUUGCUCUUGAUAAUACGAGCAAGAGUGGGUUGUGUCUAGACGUUCCGACAAGAUGGAAUUCAACCUUUUUGAUGUUGCAAUCUGCUGUAAAGCAUGAGCAUGCUUUUAAUCUUUAUCGAAUGUCAGAUAAGCAAUUCCAAAAUGAACUUGAAAUGAAGAGUGGAGUACCUGAUAGCUGUGAUUGGGAUAGUGCUAGAAGAAUGAUGAAGUUCUUAGAACAGUUUUAUCAGUUCACCUUAAAAGUUUCAGGUUCAAAGUAUAUCACCUCCAAUUUAUUCCUUCCUGAAGUUGGGAACUUAUACAAUUUAUUGAGGAAUUGGGUAAUUCCAGACAAGAAGGAUUACCAAUUAAGCUUCAUGGCAACAAAGAUGAAACAAAAAUAUGAUAAAUAUUGGGGAGAUGUGGAUAAGAUGAACAAGCUAUUGUACAUAGCUGCUGUGUUAGAUCCAAGGCUAAAGUUACAGUUUAUUGGUUUCACACUCAAGUGGAUGUAUAAUGAUGAGAAAGCAGUUUCUGAAUUGACAAAAGACAUUGAGCUUGCUACUUAUGAGUUAUAUGCUCAUUAUGAGAAUCAAAUGGAAGUAGGUGAAGAUUCCUCCUCUCAAACAGAACUAGAUGAUAAUGGUGGGAAUGUGGAUUUAGUUGCCGAGUAUAUGAAACAAAUGCAAAAGGAAAGAGGUGUAGUGAACAAUACCGAACUGGAUAGAUAUUUGAAGGAGGGUGUUGAAAAAUCAAUGGAUGCCAAGUUUAAUGUGUUAGGAUGGUGGAAAGUAAACAGCCAUAGGUUUCCAACUUUGUCUCGGAUGGCAAGGGAUGUAUUGGCUGUCCCGGUUUCUACGGUUUCAUCCGAAACAGCUUUUAGCACUGGAGGUAGGGUGCUGAAUGAUUUUAGGAGCUCUUUGACUCCUAGGAUUGUUGAGGCUCUUAUUUGUACUCAGGAUUGGCUCCGGGCAUACUCUAGUGCGUGUCUAGUUGAAGAAGAUUCAGAGGAGAUUGACAAUAUCGAUGAAGAGUUGAGCAUGAUAAUGAACGCUAUUGGUAUAUCCGAUGUUCCGCUUCCCCGUAUCCAUACUCCUCGUAUGAGUCCUAAUGUAGAGGCAAGCACAAACAUAUAAGGUAACAUUUGAAGCUAAUCAUUAGUACAAUUUCUUACUGUAUGGCUGAGUGUUUCUUAAAACUCGGGUUAUGUUUUUGCAAAUCUUUUAUAAUUCUGGGAAAACCCACCAUGGUUUCCUCUGUUCUUUUCCUUCACCCCAUUGGAAAGCCAUGUUUUGAGUUUAUUUUUUGUGGUAGCAAUGGUGCUGAAGUGAGGAGAUUUUGGGGUUCUAAAGUGAAUAUGAUAUUGAAUAGGUAUCAGAUAUGGAAACUUGAUAUUUAAGCCAUGUUUUGAGCUUCAUGGCAACUGCCAUCCCUUCACCUUGAAAAUUUGAUUUGAACUCAUAUGAGUAUGGAAGAGCAACCCUUCUCCUAAUGAUAUAUUAUGCAUAUAAACAGCUCUAGAGUAGGUACAUUGACAGAAAAGUUGUUCUCUUGUUUCCUGUCCAAGCCCACAGCGUGUACAACUGUCAUCAUAGAUCUUGCCCCAGGCCUUCAAUUUUUCUAGAGUACUUAUUCUAUCCUUGAUGACCAGCCAGCUUAUGACACUAUGCCUAGGCACACCAUACUGUCCUCCGUCCAAUGAAUACCAAGUCUUGGCCCUCUCUCCCAUAACUUCUUACUACUCUCCACAUGUCCCUUCCCUUGUUGACCAUGUUGAACUAAACUUCCAUUAAACUUAGCAGGCAAAGGUUUGAUUCUGUUCUUCUCCCGCCUAUAUUCCGAUCCAUCAACAAUGUCAUUCCCUGCCCCUUGGAGCACGGGCUGCUGCAAAAAAGAUCAAGUACAAUUUCUUACUGUAUGGCUGCAGCAUAUGCUCUGUUUUGGUGGCAGAAAACAGAGCAUCUGAUAUGGGUUUUGGUGGCAGGAAACAGAGCAUCUGAUUUCUUUUUUAUUGUGUAAAAUAUGCUCUGUUUUGGUGGCAGGAAACAGAGCAUCUGAUUUCUUUUUUAUUGUGUAACAUAUGCUCUGUUUUGGUCGCAGGAAACAGAGCAAUGUGGAGGGAUGGCCUGAUCCGUCAUUUGCAUUCAAGGCUUCAAGGCUGCUUUUUUCUGUUUUUCCCCCAUUUGCAUUCUUUCUGUGCAGGGAUGGUCUGAUCCGUCAAGCACAGGGGCUGCUGAAUCCUUUUCUUCCCUAUGUAAUGUUGCAGUAGAGAAUUGUUCCAAUUUGCUCCUUAUGAACAAGAGCUUGAGGCUUUGUAAGAGAAACUUCCAGUUGACUUCGAAUUGAAAAACACUAAUUGGAAUAACAGAUUUCAGAAUUA